AUCGCCUUCCGGUGCGAGUGAGGCCGAGUCCGGAGCCCGACCGCCGGUCGGAGAGAGCAAAGGAAAGGCGGGAAUAGAAGGAGUCCGCGGGCCGGGCGGAGAAUGAGACGGUGGCUGAGACCGGUGCUGUCCCGUGUGGUGAAUAGAGUCGGGCUGAGCGCGGGGCCCCGGGAGCCUGAGGCUGGGGGUCCGGCCACGUUUGGUCUCUUGUUUGAUAUCGAUGGGGUCCUGGUGAGGGGCAAAACCCCCAUUCCGGCUGCAAGAAAAGCCUUCCAGAAGCUGGUGGAUUCCCGGGGGCACUUCCUGGUUCCUGUGGUGUUUGUGACCAACGCUGGAAACUGCCUGCGCCAGACCAAAGCCGACCAACUGUCACAUAUACUCGGGGUCCCAAUCUGCCAGGAUCAAGUGAUGAUGUCACACAGUCCUCUGAGGAUAUUUAAGCAGUUCCAUAACAAAUGUGUUCUAGUAUCCGGACAGGGCCCAGUCCUGGACAUUGCGAAAAAUUUAGGAUUCUCCAAUCCUAUCACAAUCGACUCUCUGAGGGAGUCGUACCCCUUUCUUGAUACGGUGGAUCACACGAGGCGCCCCAAAAUCCUGCCCUCCUCCGCCACGGAUCUACCCCGCAUAGAUGCUAUCGUCCUUUUUGGGGAACCAAUCAGAUGGGAGACUAAUCUCCAGCUCAUCAUUGAUGUCUUACUGACUGGCGGUUACCCUGCCAGCCACCACCAAGCUGCCAGUUACCCCCAUAUCCCGGUGCUGGCGUGUAACAUGGAUCUGAUGUGGAUGGCCGAGGCCCACUCACCCAGGUUUGGGCACGGCACGUUCAUGGUGUGUCUGGAGAACAUCUACAAGAAGAUCACAGGGAAGGAGCUGAAGUACGAGGUGUUGAUGGGCAAACCCAGCGAGGUGACCUAUCAGUACGCAGAGUAUCUGGUCCGCACGCAGAAACAGUGGGCUGAGCCAAUCAGAACUCUCUAUGCAAUCGGAGACAACCUGAUGACCGAUAUCUAUGGUGCCAACCUGUACAAUCGCUACCUGACAGAACGGGCUCCUCUGAUUGGCUCCCAGGCUCUGGUGCAGGCAGCAUCGGGGGUCCCGGUGGUCUCUGUGUCUGAGGAAGAGGAGCCGUCGCUGGAGAGUGUCCUGUCCUUCCCCUCGGCCACAAGCUGUCGCUCUAUUCUGGUCUGUACUGGCAUUUAUAACCCGAACUCUGAAGUGCCUGCCGAUACCUCCCAGUCUGUUACUGAGACCGUGUUUCACGGGCACCGGGACUUCCGAUUGGACCCGGCCCUGGUGGAACCCGGACACAUUGUGGCUGACGUGAGUGCGGCCGUGGAUUUGAUCUUCCAAUUAGAGGGCUUCGUACAGCGGCCCCACGACUGACUCCCCGUACCCUCCCACCUACAUUUCCUGCACUUUUUAUAACUCCCUGAACCCUCUAUAGGAAACCCUGUAGAUUUUAUUCUAUUUAUUCUGUCUCCCCAUAGUCAGAGUUUUUAUUCAGCGGUGCAGGAGUGGCCCCUGGGGCCCCAGCAGAGACCUGGCACUGGGUUGUGCUUAUUCCUUCAUAUAUACGGUAUAUAAUGUGUUUGGUAUUCUACUUCCAUCCCCGUGGGUAUCAGUAUGUGGGACAGACCUCGUGCCCCCCACAGACACAAUCCAGCGCCAUGGCAACCUCUGCAUCUCCCCUAUUGCACGGCAAUAAUUACCCCUCCCCCUUAUUUAUUAUCUUCCCUGGGGCAUUUACUCUAUUUAUAGUUUUAUUUUGGAGAGAACUGGUGCCACGGGCACAUCCCGCCCACUCACACUUGAAUUUUAUUGUUAAAAUAAAUGGUUAUUGGUCUCCAUGUUUGAUGCCCCGCCCCCACCUGUUACACUUUUAUGCAAAUGCUUUUACUUUGUCUCCUCUGAUCUAAUAAAUGUGUUUUAUAUCCAAA
Messenger RNA from Xenopus laevis (African clawed frog), 1937 nucleotides. RefSeq lists its product as uncharacterized. The record is from RefSeq and is marked predicted. NCBI's taxonomy places the organism in Eukaryota, Metazoa, Chordata, Amphibia, Anura, Pipidae.